This is a messenger RNA of Crotalus tigris (Tiger rattlesnake), 2195 nucleotides long. RefSeq names its product olfactory receptor 6C3-like. Bases 305 to 1258 code for a protein of 317 amino acids. Gene Ontology annotation, biological process: G protein-coupled receptor signaling pathway. Gene Ontology annotation, molecular function: G protein-coupled receptor activity; olfactory receptor activity. NCBI's taxonomy places the organism in Eukaryota, Metazoa, Chordata, Lepidosauria, Squamata, Viperidae. The record is from RefSeq and is a predicted model, not a curated record. Gene Ontology annotation, cellular component: membrane. The transcript is spliced from 2 exons.
CAAGGAGCGAAGCAAUCUAGAACCAAAGAGGAAUUUCCUGACAGCUAGAACAAUUAAUCAGUGGAAUAACUUGCCUCUAGAAGUUGUGUACGCUCCAGCUUAUCUUAGCUGUCUUCACCAGGAGAAAAUCACCCUCCUGAAAGAGAGAACUGGGCAUCUUCAGAAGACAAAAGGAACUUGAAGGAAUUGGGUCAUAAUGAAAUUCUGGUUACUGGAGAGGUUUCAAGGCAAGGUAACUCAGCUGAAUAUUGAAAUUACAUGAAAGUAUCUUCUAUCAAUUCCUGAUCAGGGUUCCAUAGUAACCAUGAAAGGCAAUGAAACGAGAAUCAGUGAGUUCAUACUUCUGGGCUUCACAGACAUUCGAAAACUGCAGCUCCUAUUCUUCGUCAUCCUUCUCUUUUCCUACUUCCUCACUAUUACUGGAAAUGCUCUGAUCAUCAUCCUGGCUAAUAGAGACUACAGGCUACACAGCCCAAUGUAUUUCUUCCUCUGGAAUUUUUCUGUUUUGGAGAUUGGAUUUACCACUGCUGUAACUCCCCAAACCUUGUCCCAUCUUUUGAUGGCCCAUAAAAUUGUUCCCUAUGUUGGUUGCAUGAUACAGCUUUUCAUGUAUUUACAUCUGGGCACCACUGAGUUCUUCCUCUUAGCAGUCAUGUCCUAUGAUAGAUACCUGGCCAUCUGUAACCCUUUACGCUACCCAUCCAUCAUGCAGAAGAGUUUAUGCACUUUGCUGGUUCUCUGUUGCUGGAUUGGAAGCUUCCUCCUCAUCAUUGGUCCCUUUGUGAUCUUCCUACAGCUUCCAAUGUGCAACUCAAACAUCCUGGACCAUUUCUUCUGCGACAACACACCAUUGAUCCAACUCCUUUGUGGGGACACUAGACUUCUGGAACUGUUUGGGUUUGUCACUGCUGUGCUUUCCUUGCUGGGGACUUUAACCAUUUCAGUAGUUUCCUAUGUCAACAUAAUAAAAACUAUCUUGAACAUCCCAUCUGCUACAGGGAGAAAGAAGGCGUUUUCCACCUGUGCCUCUCACUUCAUUGUUGUGUCCAUCACCUACGGGAGCUGCAUCUUCCUUUAUAUCAACCCAUCCCAGACAAGCAAAGUGGAGUUUGGCAAAAUAGUGGCCAUUCUCAACACCAUUGUUUCCCCUUUGCUCAAUCCUUUCAUUUACAGCUUGAGAAACCGACAAGUUCAGGAAGCCUUGAAAGAUCUAUUGAGAAAGCUAGCAGUCUUUAUUAAAGGUCCAAGGAAAACCUGAGAACAUCGUUCUUUGUGGACUUGGUGUAUCUGAUAUCUGGUUUGUGGGGCUGACCAAUAUGCCUUUAUUUGAUAGUUUGAAGUAGCAUUUCCGUUCAUCAAAGCCUUAUGGUUGAACCUUUGUGGAAUAUCCAUUGAAGUUCUCCAGCACUGAAGGGUCUGAUAAAUGUGGUCUUCAUGUUAGGUUACAUAUAACUGUCAUGGGGUUUCUUUAUCUGUUUCUUUUCCCCUAAAUCUUAAGAGUAGAUAGAUAUUUUUCAAAAGUGGAAGUUGAGGAAAGAGGAUUUCCUUGGAACACCUCAAUGUUUCAGACCAUAAAAUCACAGGAUUAGAAGGGACUUUGGAUGUUUUCUUGUCCAGCCCUCUGCUCAAGGGAAGAGAUCUUAUAGCAUUCAGGUCAAAUGGUUGUCCAGUCUAUUUUGAAAACCUUCGCUGAUGGAUCACCCACAACUGAGAGAGGCAAGUUAAUUGUUUUCACCAUUAGAAAACCUCACCUUACUUCUAGGUUGGAUCUUUCUUUAACAAGCUUCCUCCAUUCUUUGGUCCAUCAUGUUGGUUCUAUCUAAAAUGUCUUCCCCACAGAGGUCCCAUGCAGCUGUCAGAGAAUUAAUGCAACAUGACAUUUAAUCUCCCCACUAUUACAUACACACAGAUACACCUUCCUGAAGAUCUUUGGUUUGGGUGUUGAAGGUUGGGACUGGCAACCAUUCCAAACCACUGUUGAAUUGAGCCUUGCAUCCUAAGGAUGAGUGUGCAAAGAGGAAUUGGUGAGUAUAUGAAAUCAAGACUCGAAUGGACAAGGCCAUGUUUGUGUUGGAAACAGGUGAAUGUCAAGCUCUGAAGAACUCUUACGCUGUUUCAUCCAUUACUGCUUCUCAGACUCAGGGGGAGGAGAGGGGUGAAUGAAAUGCAGACGUCAGAUAUUGGUUUUCCUUUCA